Peromyscus leucopus (white-footed mouse) is the source of this 4398-nucleotide messenger RNA. It is a transcript of the gene Pgbd1, whose product is annotated as piggyBac transposable element derived 1. The record is from RefSeq and is a predicted model, not a curated record. NCBI's taxonomy places the organism in Eukaryota, Metazoa, Chordata, Mammalia, Rodentia, Cricetidae. Gene Ontology annotation, molecular function: sequence-specific DNA binding.
UCUACCCACCCCAUCCCAAACCCGUGUUUAAUGGCAGUCUGUAGGAAGAAACGAUUUUUCACUCCUCUCUCACACUACAACAGUGUGAAACGCUCCUGUGACCUCAAAAGGUCAUAGAGAUUUGUCCCCACCAAGCACAAGCAAUUGUUUGCUGAACACCAUUCGAUGUCCCCUAAGUCAGUGCAGAUGGAUGGAUCCUAUAUGUUGAAGCUCAAGUAUACAAGACAUAAGACUGGUUCCCAUUUUCAACAUCAGUUGUAAGCUCCAGUUUAUUUUACCUGUGCUUCUGACCCACUGGCUGGAAAGCAGGGUUUUUACUACCCCUCCCAGAGCUCUCACAGAACUCAGGAAACGUUCUUACUGGUGUGUUAUAAAGUAUAUUGCAAAGGAUACAGAUGAAGCAGAAAGUGUCUGAGUGUUGCCUAGGAUAAGGUUAAGGGGUGUGGUGCUUCCAUGCCCUCUGUGGAGGGGUCAACCUCCAACUGUCUGGAAGCUCCACAAAUCCUGCUUGUUUGGUUUUUGAUGGAGACUUUAUAAUAUUGGCAUGAUUAAUUACAUAAUUAUUCAGUUUAACUUACAGCUUAUCCCACCCAAAGAAUUUUAGGAGUUAUGUGCAAGAACACAGUAAAUAACAAACGUAUUUCACACUAACACCCAAGUCAUGUUGAAGUAUGGUCAAAAGUGUGCUUUAGGAAAUAUUAAUCCAAUGAUGGGAGGUCAGAAGUAAGAAACAAAAUGAUCGUAAUAGUGGAUAAAAACGGUAACUAAAGGAACGGAAGGAAGGGAUAGCUGUGGGAGGCAUUUUGUAGAAAUAAUUAGCUGAACUCGAUAGUUAUAUGGGACCUGAUGUUAAGCCUGAAUACAUGGGAAGUGCUGACGUCCAUAGAAACGGAGAAAUAUAUAAUGAACACCACUCUGAGGGGACUCUGGUUUCCUUUCGAUGUGUGAUGAAAUGUUGGUGCAGGACAGGCGUGAAGCUGGAGGCGUCCUGCUAGCCCGGGAAGAUGUGGGUCUGGAGUCAAAAGGCAAGUUGGAGCCAGUAAAGGAUGCACAUGUCCUUGAAACAGGUAUGCUGAAAUUGAGGUCACCAAAGGAGAAAGUGAGAUGAGGGAACUAAAGAAACUGCUGUGUGUCUGCUGUCUCGGGUGUCUGUUGUUCUAGUCAAAAAGACAAUAAAACCCUAAGAAUGGAAACUUGGAGUUACUCAUGUCGCUGUGUUAGCCAAUAAAUUAUCAAGGCCCUAGGCCCAGGUAGGCUUUAGCUUAGGAGCCCUGCCUCCAAGUGACCUCUACAUAACUAGCUUGGGUUUCCUCACAGUGUGGUUGUCUUGGGGCAGUGUCUCAGGAGCUAGAGGGAUACUUCCUUAUACUGUGUCAUGUCAUCAUACUCUGUUGACUGAAGCAAGUUAUGGGCCAGCACAGAUGUGAGAAAGAAUUAUGGGAGGCAUGCCUGGCAAGGUCUCACUACAGAAGGCAUUUGGUGAUCAGAAACUUUGGAAGAACAUUACCGUAUCUGAACAUAAAGUGAAAUAUUCAAUGCAUAUCGAUAAAUGACCUUCAAACGGUACUGUGUUUCUGCCAAGACAGCUCUCUGGUUUCUCCGUGUGUCAGCUUAUCCCUCCUCUCUAGCUUAAGAGUAAUACAUUCAAACAUCCUUACUGUUUAUUAGUUUGGGAGGUCUUGCUGUUUUCGGUUUCACUGAGACAGAGUCUCUACAUUUAGCCCAGGCUGACCUUGAACUUGCUAAAUAGGGCACACUAGCUUCUGCUCCUGCAUGCUAGGAUUUCAGGCAUGCACCACCAUGCCUGGGCAGUCAUUCUUAUUGUUAGCCUUUCUCCCCUCGAGGUAUAUCCCUUACCUCUGGGCUCAACUCCUUUCGUGUUCAGGAUAUGAUUUUGGUGCAUGGAACCCUAUGUGCACAGCAUACUGGAGACAAAAAUAAAAAUAUGUUUCAUAGGGUUUUGAAACUCUUAGCUUUAUGUGUUCAAUUUUUAGACUGUAGAGGUUCGUUUAGCAGUACAUUUCUGAAGCACAGACUUCAGCCAAAUGAGCCUUACUGCACCUUCUAAGUCGGACAUGUAUGGAGCUUUGUCGGGGUCCCCUGCUGACAAUGAAGACAGCCUUGUGACAGUGAAGGUGGAGGAUCCCACCUGGGAGCAGCCAGGCAGCUCACAGACGGGCAGGACCCAUGCUCGGGAACUUCACCGCCUGAGAUUUAGGCAGUUCUGUUACCAGGAGGCCCCUGGCCCCCGGGAAGCUCUGGCCCAGCUUCUGGAACUUUGCCAUCAAUGGCUGAGGCCAGAGACCCGCAGCAAGGAGCAGAUCCUGGAGCUGCUGGUGCUGGAGCUGGAGCAGUUCCUGACCAUCCUGCCCAAAGAACUCCAAGCCUGGGUACAGAUGUAUCGUCUGCAGAGUGGGGACAAGGCAGCGGCAUUGCUGGAGAAUCGCCUCGGACAUGGAGACUCAGGACAGCAGGAACAGGACAUGCACCUAGUGGUGACCGAGUAUCAAGGUGCCUCUUUGGAGUUUCAGAGCCUCCAGUUCCUCCAGCCUGGGGUCCCUUCUCUGGCAUGUGAACCUCCAAAGCUCCCCCAGAAAGCUUGUGCGCCCCACAUUCCUGGUUGUACUACUUUCCCUACGGAAAAGACAGUCUCAAGGUUGAACACUCUCAGGAACUGCCACCCACCCCGAGACUCCCGGGCCAGGAUGCACAUCACAUCCUUGCAGUAUGCAGCUGGAGACAUCACUCGGAAAGGGAAAAAAGACAAAUCUUGAGUGAGUGAGCUGCUUCAGGGCCUCGCGUUUUCUGAUGACUCAGAGGCAGAGGAAGACAAUGAGUCUGAGAUGCAGCCUCAGAGAAAGAAGCUAAAGGUGUCCACUGUCCCUGAGAAGAACUGGACUAAAAGAGACAUUAAGCCCAACUUUCCAAGCUGGUCAGCACUGGAUUCUGGACUUUUGAAUCUCAAGAGUGAGAAGUUGAACCCAGUAAAGCUCUUUGAAUUGUUUUUUGAUGAUGAAACGUUUAACUUGAUUGUCAAUGAAACCAAUAAUUAUGCUUCUCAGAAAAAUGUCAACUUGGAAGUCACAGUGCAGGAAAUGCGGUGUGUGUUUGGUGUCCUGCUCUGAAGUGGACUCGUAAGGCAUCCCAGGAGGGGAAUGUAUUGGGAAAUCUCUGAUGCUGAUCAGACCCUGGUUAGAAAUGCAAUUAAAAGGGACAGAUUUGAAUUGAUUUUCUCAUGCCUGCAUUUUGCUGAUAAUAGCCACCUAGAUCAAAAAGAUAAGUUUUCAAAAUUGAGGCCUCUAAUGAAGCAAAUGACUAAGAAUUUCCUCCUGUACGCCCCCCUAGAAAAAUACUGUUGUUUUGGCAGGUCAAUGUGUGAAUGCUUUGAUAGUGACCAAUUUCUGAAUGGAAAGCCUCUUGGAAUUGGCUAUAAAAUUUGGUGUGGUACAACCACACAAGGCUACCUAGUUUGGUUUGAGCCCUACCAAGAAGACUCAGCUGCAGAAACAGAUGAGGAGCUGGACCUUGGGCUAGGUGGGAAUCUAAUAAUGAGCUUUGCUGACGAUCUUUUGCAGAAAGGUCACUAUCCCUAUCACCUGUGUUUUGAUGGCUUCUUUACAAGUGUUAAACUGAUGUCAGCUUUGAAGAAGAAGGGAGUGAAGGCUACAGGAUCAAUUCGUGAAAACAGGACCGAAAAAUGCCCGCUCAUGAAUGUAGAACACAUGAAAAAGAUGAACAGGGGGUAUUUUGAUUUCAGGGUAGAAGAAAAUGAUGAGAUAAUUUUAUGCCGUUGGCUUGGUGAUGGCUUUAUUAGUCUGUGUUCAAAUGCUGUAGGCAUAGAACCAGUCAGUGAAGUAAACUGUGUUGCUGAUGAUGAAAAGCUCCUUCAGGUAAGCCAACCAUCCAUAGUGAAAUUGUAUGAGGAAUUCGGGAAAGGUGUGGCUAAAAUGGAUCAAAGUAUUUCCAAAUAUAGGGUGGGAUUAAGAAGUAAGAAAUGGUACUCAGUUUCGGUUAGUUACAUGAUCGAUGCAGCCGUGAACAAUGCAUGGCAGCUACACAGUGUCUGUAACCCUAGCCCUCCUUUAGAUCUCCUGGGCCUCUGGAGAUAUGUUGCACACUUUUACUUGGGACAUGAUGUUAAUCCGUCUGAUUAGGGCAGAUAAAAUAUGUAAUAACAAGAUACAAAAAAAUAUAACUAAUUAGAUUACCAAAGCAAAUGUAAUAGAAAUGGUGUAAUUAAGUACCUGGUAUUUUGUUAAAUCUUGGAUUGUUACAGCAAAUAUGUUUAAAAAAGCAUUUUGUGAGUGUUGAAUUUGUGUUAUAUGCCUCUUUUUGUGUCAGAUAUGUGCAAUCACUUACUCAUUAAGUUAUUUUGUGUAUUAAAAGAGCAAAACCCUA